CUUAAAUAACAAUCAAUGAGUAGUUUAAAUAACUCAGAUUUUUUUAAACUAUGCAUCAAAUUUAAUUGUGCACACAAACGAAUUUACUUUCGGCGGCUGGAGAACAGCGUAGUGGACAGUGUAGUGAAAGCAUAUGCAGGGUCAGCGGCCAAAAACAAAAAUUCAGCGGCUUGUUAGCAACGCAAUUACGCGCGCGUCUGUGUCGCGCUUGAAGCAAAACGGCACGUGUGCUUGAUUGCAAAUAAAAUUUUUUUUUAACAAAAUAUGAACAACGGCCGCUAUGGUAGAUUUGGAGCACUUAUAGGCGUUGCAUAUGUAAGCAGCACCCACUGCCGUUUUCUGAUUUAUUCAACAGAAAAUGCCGAAGUGCUGGCCUAUCAUGAGCUGAAGCUGCGACAGAUUGUGCAUAAUGCCGGCUGGCUAGAAUACGAUCCCGCCGAGAUAUGGAAACUUAUGCAAGAAUGCAUUGAGACUGCGUAUAAAAACUUGGUGAUAUUGGAAAUCAAUCCGAAUGACAUCAUUGCUGUUGGUAUUGUUAAUCAGCGCGGCACCACAGUGCUCUGGAACAAACAGACGGGUCAAGCUCUGCACAAUGCCAUCGGCUGGUCCGAUUGUCGCAGCACCAGUCUGCUUAAGACACUGCUCCAUAAUGUCAGGCAUAACGUAAACUAUGUGCGCUAUCGCAGUGGCUUGCCACUGAGCAGUUGCUUUAGCGCGCUUAAGAUUCAAUGGCUGCUUGAGCAUGUGCCAGCAGUGUCCAAAGCCGUAGAGCAGGAUCAAUGUUUGUUUGGCACGCUAGAUUCUUGGCUACUCUGGAAUCUAACUGGUGGAGCUGAGGGUGGUGUGCAUUCCACAGAUGUCACAAAUGCACACUACACAUCGCUUAUGAAUUUGGCUACACAGAAGUGGGAUACAAAGCUCUGUAAAUUCUUUAAACUGCCUAUGGAUAUACUGCCCCGCAUUCGUUCCAAUUCCGAAAUCUAUGGCUAUAUUAUGGACGGAUCUUUGGCCGGAUUACCUAUUGCUGGUGUUAUAGGAGAGCAGCCAUCUUCAUUGUUGGGCCAGUUAUGUAUUAAGGCAGGCCAGAAUGUGUGCACACUUGAUGACAGCUGCUUUGUGCUGCUGAAUACCGCUCAACAAAUGAUUGAAUCAACACAUGGACUGAUCACGGGCAUAGCACACAAACUGGGGCCAAAGACUGCCACGCAUUUUACGCUCGAAGGCGCCAUUUCCAAUGCUGGUUCCACCGUAAAUUGGCUACGCAAGGGAUUGCGCAUCGAUACUGAAAUCAAUUCAAACGAUAAUGUGGUUGAGUCGCUGAACACGUAUAUCGGCGAAAAUUCCAUGAUCUCUUCAUCUUGUUCCUCAAGCAUGCUCAAUGUGGAAUGCGGACUAGCAGCCAAGCGUUCGGAAAUAACAUUCGUGCCGGCUUUUCAUGGCAUGUAUGCGCCCUAUUGGCGCUACGAUGCGCGUGGCAUACUGCUGGGGCUUUCUAGUCAGACUACGGCGGAGAAUAUUACACAAGCCGCCUACGAGGCAACGGGCUUUCAAAUAUACGAAGUACUGGAGGCGUUCAAGCACGACACACCCAAUUGGGAUCCGGCUAGCUUACAGCCAGUGCUUACCUUCGGUGGCGAAUAUGCGGAGAACAGUCAUUUGGUGCAGUUUAUUGCGGAUAUAAUUGGCUGGAUGCUGGAACGACCGCAGACAACAUCACCCGCAGGACUGGGAGCCAUGAUAGCUGCUGGCAUUACAAUGCGCGUGGUAAGCUUGCAGGAAGCGACGCGCUUGUAUGCACCGCCCACAGAUGUAUUCUCGCCCACAACAACUAAAAACCGUCGUGAGCUGCUGUAUCGUCGCUGGGAUUAUGCGGUUAAAAAGUGUUUGCAGUGGAAUAACUAUGAGACCUAUGAAGCAGAUGUGGAGCUGUUUGCACAACGUGAGCGCGAUCCCACUUUACACAUACGGCGCUCCAUACCUGGCAGCGUGUUUUUGACCACUUCCUUUGCAUUGCUGUUGGUGGCCAGUUUUUUGAAGAAUAAUCCAUUGACUUAAAGUUCAGCUUUUAGUCGCGCCCAAAGCAGAAAAUACAUUUAUCAACUAUAAACUCUAGUCACAACAGCUAUAUAUGAAUGUAUGUGCGCUACUCAAAAUUGUAUUGGUUUAAUUUAGAUUUUAAGUUCAAAUUCAUAAAUAUUUAAUUCAAUUGUAAUUACGCUUGCAGAAUAUUGUAGAUAAAAAAAAAGUUGUGUGAUCGUAUGUACAAGCUAUAU
Molecule: messenger RNA, 2273 nt
Organism: Drosophila busckii
Lineage: Eukaryota; Metazoa; Arthropoda; Insecta; Diptera; Drosophilidae
Product: glycerol kinase
Exons: 5
Coding region: 265-2055 (596 amino acids)
Biological process (GO): triglyceride metabolic process; glycerol-3-phosphate biosynthetic process; glycerol metabolic process
Cellular component (GO): mitochondrion
Molecular function (GO): phosphotransferase activity, alcohol group as acceptor; kinase activity
Source: RefSeq, a predicted model, not a curated record